Molecule: messenger RNA, 3175 nt
Organism: Coccinella septempunctata (seven-spotted ladybird)
Lineage: Eukaryota; Metazoa; Arthropoda; Insecta; Coleoptera; Coccinellidae
Gene: TM9SF2
Product: transmembrane 9 superfamily member 2
Exons: 6
Coding region: 316-2274 (652 amino acids)
Biological process (GO): protein localization to membrane
Cellular component (GO): membrane
Source: RefSeq, a predicted model, not a curated record
CAUUCCCUAAUCACAGAAAACUAAUAUUAUUUGAAAAAGUAUCAAAAUCAUUUUGAGCAAUUUUCAGAUUAAUCAUUCUCAUUAAACAAUGAAAUAAAGUUUAUAUCCAAAAAUUUUUUUGAUUGAACGAUUCAAUUCACAAUAAUUUGGGCUGAUAACACUAUUUUACAAAACUAACCUGAGUGAUAUCAUCGUAACGUAAUGUGGUGACGUUUAGGUUUUAAUAUAAAGUUAGUUGCUUGUCUUAUAUAAAUAAGAGAAUUAUUUCGAAUGUUCCUUGGAAGAUAAGAAUCUGUAUGCUAUUUAUAAAUCAAAAUGUUGGAGAAAACGUCCUGUUUUUUCUUUUUUUGCGCUAUUUCAUGCAUAAGCGGCUUUUAUUUGCCAGGUCUGGCCCCAGUGAAUUUUUGUAAAAAAUCAGAAGAAAUGAAUAAUUGUAAGUCGGAAGUACUCCUGUAUGUUAAUCGAUUGAAUACAGAAGAAAUGGUGAUGCCCUAUGAAUACAGUUACUUCGACUUUUGCCAAGUGCCUGGGAAUAUUUCAAAUCCUACAGAAAAUUUAGGUCAAGUUGUGUUUGGAGAAAGAAUAAAGGCAUCACCUUAUAAAAUUAGUUUUAUGGAGAAUGUAACAUGUGCUCAAGUAUGUAAGAAACAUUACAAUUCUGGCGAUUCUAACGCAGAAUAUGCACUGAAAACACUGAGAAAUGGCAUCAUUUUCAAUUAUCAACACCAUUGGAUAGUGGAUAAUAUGCCAGUAACAAACUGUAGAUUGGAUAGUGACUUGAAGAAUCAAGUAUGUACCACAGGUUUUCCCAUGGGCUGCUACGUUAAGAAUGGAAGAAAUACUUGUCCCAUGAAGCUAGACCGAGCCGAUGCUUAUUAUAUCAAUAAUCAUGUAGAUCUUGUAAUCACCUUCCAUUCUGGUGGUAAAGAAGAAUGGGGUACUAAAUUUCAAGAUAAUGGGGGAAGAAUAAUUUCAGUCAAAGUUAUUCCCAGAAGCAUCAACCACGUCAGCGGUCUGGACUGUAGCCAAGGUGCAGAUUUAAUGGAAAUACCCCUUAAGGUGCCCCAAAAUGGAUUAGAUAUUAUUUAUUCAUACUCUGUAACUUUCAUUCGAAAUGAUGAUGUUAAAUGGUCCUCCCGGUGGGACUAUAUUCUGGAAUCUAUGCCAAAUAUGAAUAUUCAGUGGUUCAGCAUACUCAAUUCUCUCGUUAUUGUAUUAUUCUUGUCUGGUAUGGUAGCUAUGAUAUUACUGAGGACUUUACACAAAGAUAUAGCUAGGUAUAAUCAAAUUGAUAGUGGGGAAGAUGCCCAAGAAGAAUUUGGAUGGAAAUUGGUUCAUGGAGAUGUCUUCAGACCGCCUCGGAAAGGAAUGCUCCUUUCUGUUCUGCUUGGUUCUGGCGUGCAAGUGUUCUGCAUGACUUUGGUAACUCUAGCAUUUGCUUGUCUUGGAUUUUUGAGUCCUGCCAAUAGGGGUGCCCUUAUGUCUUGUGCCAUGAUUUUAUAUGUCUUGCUGGGUUCACCUGCAGGAUAUACUUCUGCAAGAAUUUACAAGAGCUUUGGUGGUGAAAAAUGGAAGUCCAAUGUCUUACUCACUUCAAUGCUUUGCUCUGGAAUUGUUUUUGGACUUUUCUUUGUGAUGAAUUUGGUGCUGUGGAGUAAAGGAAGCUCCGCAGCCAUCCCAUUCAGUACCCUGGUAGGACUGCUCUCAAUGUGGUUAUUGGUGUCAGUUCCACUUACUUUUGUAGGGGCAUUCUUUGGAUUCAGGAAGAGGCCCUUAGAACACCCAGUAAGGACAAAUCAAAUUCCAAGAUUGAUUCCUGAACAAUCUGUAUAUACUCAACCACUCCCAGGAAUUGUGAUGGGGGGUAUCUUACCCUUUGGCUGCAUAUUCAUUCAGCUCUUCUUCAUAAUGAACUCAAUAUGGUCAUGGCAUAUGUAUUACAUGUUUGGAUUUCUCUUCCUGGUGUUCAUCAUACUUGUCAUAACAUGUGCCGAAACCACAAUCCUCUUGUGUUAUUUCCACCUUUGUGCUGAAGACUACCACUGGUGGUGGCGUUCAUAUCUAACAUCGGGAUUCACGUCAGUGUAUCUUUUCCUGUAUUGUUGCCAUUAUUUCUUCAGCAAGUUGCAGAUAGAGGAUUUAGCAUCUGCAUUUCUUUACUUCGGAUACACCCUGAUCAUGGUGUUCUUAUUCAAUUUGCUGACUGGAACAAUUGGUUUUUUCGCUUGUUUCUGGUUCAUAAGGAAGAUAUAUAGUGUGGUGAAAGUGGACUGAGCAAUUAAUUUAUUGCAAUUUCAGGAAUUUCCUUUGAAUCUACUUGGUAUUUUGCAUUGAAUCUGAGGAGGCUAUCUAUUGAAAAUAUUCAUAUUAUUUUGUAUUUUUAUCAAGAAAAUUAGGAAAUAUGAUAUUUCAGUAAGAGAUGAUCUCUUCAAGUUUAUAUAGGCAAUAUUGAAAUAAUAAUAUGUGACUGUGACAAAUUUGUAUAUAGCUGGAGGCAAUGUAAAAUAAACAAGAAGUUUGUUUUGUUUCCUUGUUCUUAUUGAGAAUAUACAAAAUAAUGAAUGAACAUGCGAAACUAUAUAUUGUGUAUGACUGUAUUUGAUAGCUGUUGACUUACUGCAAAGGCAAUUUAUUCACCUCUUAAAUUUCAAGUCGUGGUAAAAUUCUUCUAGGGAAUAUUUGAUAUGCAUCAUUGCUUCAUUUGAGACAUGAGUUUGGGGUGAAGUAUCAAGUUUGAUUGCAUUGCCUUACGAUUACUCAUAAUUGUUUCACAUUUGUUCAGUGUUUUCCUUCUGCACAAAUGCAAUGAAUUUGCACUCGAUUGAGCCUUCUUUAUUUUCCAAUAAAAUCCUGUGUAAUCGAGGUAUCACCAAAUUUUUUUGUAUUAUCAAUAUAUUUAGAUCAAAUCAAAUAUUUGUGCAAUCAAAAUUCAGUUCAAUAUUUAUAUUAAGAAAUUAUUUUUUAUUUUGUAGUGGAAUUUCCAAUAUAAUCUCAGAGUCCAGAUAUAUAUUUAUGUAAUUUAGAUAACUUUAAAUAAAGCGUCUACUUAAGGAACAUUUUUUUAUUUGUUUAUGUAUAACGCUACUGUCAUGUCUUCCCAAAGAUUAUAUAGUGUGUUUUUUCCUUUUUUUUGUCCACUUCUGAAAUGUGGAUGUAAAUAAACUUUUGCAUCAUA